ACCUUACAACACAAUCAGCUCGAUCCCCCGCCGCCAUCAUAAUUCAUAAGUAUAGCUAGCUAGUCAUGGCAAACAACAGCCGGCCCAUCUUGAUGAUAAUGGUGGCCUUGGUUGCCCUGGCCGUGGCAGCUGACACCGUAGAUGCUUCGAGGAAAGUGGGCAGUACGAAGCCAUCGCCAGCAGAUCAGCAGGUUGUGUUUUGUAACAUGACGCAGGAAGGGCUCCAGGCGUGCAAGCCGUCGGUCACAAAGCCCGAUCCGGUCGACCCGCCGGCUCUGGCCUGCUGCCAAGCACUGGGAAGAGCCGACUUGAAGUGCCUCUGCUCUUACAAGAACUCCUUCGUCCUGCCUUCCCUUGGCAUCGACCCUGACCUGGCCAUGGCUCUGCCUCAGAAAUGCAACCUCCCUUCCCUGCCGCAGUGUUGAUGGGCUGUAUUUCGUCUCUUGUUGCUUUAAUAAUUAAUUCAUAAGCUAUGGUUUGCGAUGUGUCCUUUGUAUCGUAACUACUGUUGUUGUUUCAUCCAAAAAAAAGGAAGCACUGUUGUUUUGUCCAACCACUGCUCGUUGGAACCUUGUAUCACCAAUUCAGUAUUGUCUAUUUCAUAUUGUGUGUGAUGGGUUUUUUUAGUUCUACAAGUUUGCAUUAAAUUUUGAUGCCGCAU
Messenger RNA from Linum trigynum, 661 nucleotides. Lineage: Eukaryota; Viridiplantae; Streptophyta; Magnoliopsida; Malpighiales; Linaceae. The record is from the annotation of a GenBank genome assembly.